Messenger RNA from Aspergillus niger, 1758 nucleotides. RefSeq lists its product as uncharacterized. The coding region runs from base 1 to 1758 and encodes 585 amino acids. Lineage: Eukaryota; Fungi; Ascomycota; Eurotiomycetes; Eurotiales; Aspergillaceae. The record is from RefSeq and is a predicted model, not a curated record. Gene Ontology annotation, molecular function: flavin adenine dinucleotide binding; oxidoreductase activity, acting on CH-OH group of donors. The transcript is spliced from 6 exons.
AUGGCCGCUGUAUAUGACUUUGUCAUCAUUGGUGGCGGUACGGCUGGCCUGGUUGUUGCUUCUCGACUCAGCGAGGACCCCAACACUUCUGUCCUGGUUCUCGAAGCAGGCGCCGACUUGACAGCAGAUCCCCGCGUUAACAUUCCCAUCUUCUAUGCCGCACUGCUUGGAUCCGACGCCGAUUGGAAGUUCAAAUCUUCCCCUCAGCCAGGCCUCAACGGCAGAGUGCUUGGUCUUAACCAGGGCAAGACACUCGGAGGAUCCAGUUCAUUGAAUGCACACGUUUUUGUUCCUCCUUUCAAGGGAGUCAUUGACUCAUGGGAGGCACUCGGUAACCUCGGAUGGAAUUGGACCAUGCUAAGGGAUUAUUUCUCCAAGGCCUAUAGCAGUCCGACUGUGACACAGGAUGCCAAAGAAGGUCUAGCAAUUGAGGGCUGGCCUGAAUUGAACGAAGCGAAAGGCCCGAUCCAAACAUCUUUUGGCAAUGAGGCACAUCCUAUUCGCAAGGCAUGGGCCGAACUGUUUCGUAACAAUGGGCAAUACAACGCCGGGGAUCCGUUCAUCCACAGCUCUGUAGGAUCAUUCAGUUGCCUUGCUAGUAUCGACUCGGAGGGCAAGAGAAGCAACUCCACCUCGGCCUACUAUAAGCCUGUUGAGCUUCGACAUAAUCUUCACGUUCUUACGAACUCAUUGGUUGAGAAAAUUCUGUUUGACGAAAGCAAGCCUCCCAGAGCUAUUGGAGUCCAAUACAGUCACGAUGGUGUUUCAAAGACUUUUCAGGCAAGGAAUGAAGUUAUACUUGCUGCUGGCGCUUUUCAAUCUCCCAAAAUUCUCCAACUUUCAGGAGUCGGUGGAGCAGAACUUCUUGAGAAGCAUGGCAUCGAUAUUGUCAUGGACCUUCCUGGAGUUGGGCAGAAUCUUCAGGAUCAUAUGAUCUCGUACACCGCAUUCCAAGCAAAGCCUGAGAUCGAGACUAAGGACUCUCUGGUCAGACAAGAGCCUGAAGCCAUCGGUCAGGCAAUGCAGGAAUACGCUGCCACGGGAUCUGGGCCCCUAGCUUCCCUCGGGGUUUACACCUACGCCUAUUUGUCUCUUCCUGACCCUGACAGAACUGCGUACCUGGCCGCGUUAGGGCAGACGAAUUAUUCCAAAGACCUGAAUGAUGGGACUAUUCCAGCUGCUUCGCCUGGAAAGUUCAUUACGCUUGGAGUUAUGCUCUCUCAACCCCUUUCCCGCGGAAGCGUUUAUAUUACUUCCAACAACCCCGAAACCCCUCCAAUGAUUGAUCCUGGUUACCUGUCAAACCCUCUCGAUCUGGAAGUCAUAGCACGGCACUUGCUCGGUGUCAAGAACUUAGCAGAGUCACCUCAGCUUGGCGAGCUUCUCGAACAGCCACUGAAGUUCCGUGACCCGGCUGCAGACUUCCAGGGAGACUUAGAUGCCGCAAAGAAGUAUGCUCGGGAUAAUUUGGUCUCUAUGUGGCACUUUGUGGGGACCUGUUCCAUGCUGCCUCGUGAAAAGGACGGAGUAGUGGAUUCCAGUUUAAAGGUCUAUGGUAUCGAAGGACUGAGGGUCGUGGAUGCGAGUGCCAUCCCGCUUGUAAGCACGGCGAAUCUGCAAGCCACUGUGUACGCAUUCGCGGAAAGAGCAGCGGACCUCAUCAAGCAGGACUGGAAGAGUUACUUGCAAAAGAGAUGUGAAUGGAAAAUCCGCCUAAUCACCCACCAUUCUCGUAUCGUCGCGCAAACUCGCGGGUAA